Messenger RNA from Prorocentrum cordatum, 663 nucleotides. Lineage: Eukaryota; Dinophyceae; Prorocentrales; Prorocentraceae. The record is from the annotation of a GenBank genome assembly.
AUGAAGCGGCCGAAGAGCGCCAUACCACGGCCGAGCACCGAAAACUCGCCCACGAGGCCCAGGAACUCGGCGACGAAGGGCCUCGACAGCGCCCCGACGAGGACCGCGAAGCCCUCGACGCACUGCAACAGCGCCGCCGCGAAGUGCGAGGGGAGGCUCACCAGCACCGGGGCCAGCAUCUGCAUCAGCACGAAGACCACACGCACCAACAGCACCCGCCCGAAGGGCGUAUCGAGCAGCUUGGCUACGGAGAAGUGGGCCACGCUGCGCACCGCGGGCGGCACCUCCGCCCGCGUCCACGACAACGGCCCGAGCGACGCGGAAAGCACGCAGGCGUCCUCCAUGAGGAAUGCACGAGGGCCCGAGAGAAACGGGCACCUGGCGGCUGGGGUCAUGGCGUGCAAGCAGCAGGCGCCCCGCGCCGUCUGCCGCGUCGCCCUCUCCAGCCCGGAGCGGGGCGGUGCGGGCGGCGCGUUGCCGCCCGCCGGCGCACAGGGGACCACGCCGGUGCCGCUGGAGCGCCUGCGGCCUGCCUUCCCCGCCGGCCACCCGCGCACCAGCGCGGGCGACCGCCGCGCCCGCCCGUCGGCCUCGGCGGUCUCGGGCUCCACGUCUGCCCUGUGGGAUUCUUCUGUGGUUCUUCUUGAACCGCACGAGAGGUAG